UUCAUAUAGAAUUCCAGACAUGGAAAGAAGAAAUCAGACCAGCAUCUAUGAAUUUCUUCUCAUGGGACUCUCUGAGCGGCCAGAGAAGCAGCCUCUCCUGUUCGGGCUUUUCCUGGGCAUGUACCUGGUCACCAUUCUGGGGAACCUGCUCAUCAUCCUGGCCAUAGUUUCUGACCAGCACCUCCACAACCCUAUGUACCUCUUCCUGGAUAAUCUUUCCUUUUCUGACAUUGGUUUCAUCUCCACAAUAAUUCCCAAGAUGCUAUAUAAUAUUAGCUCAGGAAGUAAACUGAUUUCUUAUGGUGGGUGUCUGACACAGCUUUAUUUCUUUGGCCUAUUUGCAGAUCUGGACAACUUUCUCCUGGCUGUGAUGGCACUUGACCGUUAUGUUGCCAUCAGCCACCCCCUCCAUUAUGCCAUGACCAUGAACUCCCAACGGUGUAUCCUGUUGGUGGCUGGGUCAUGGAUGGUCACUACCUUCCAUGCCCUAGUGCAUACCCUCCUGGUAAUGAGGCUUUCUUUCUGUGGCCCCAAUAUCAUCCCCCAUUUCUUCUGUGAUCUGGUCCCACUCCUGAAUCUGGCUUGCUCCAGUACUUAUGUUAAUGACCUGGUGCUCAUCCUUGUGGCAGGAACACUGCUAAUUGGACCCUUCAUCUGCAUCCUUACAUCUUACUUUUAUAUUGCUUUGGCCAUCCUAAGAAUCAAUUCCACAAAGGGUAAGCAAAGGGCCUUCUCCAACUGCACCUCCCACCUCUCUGUGGUCUCUCUGUUUUAUAGCACAGCUAUCGGGGUCUAUUUAUGUCCUCCAUCAUCCCCCUCAGGUGGAAAGGACAGAGUCUUCUCAAUAAUGUACACAGUGGUGACCCCCAUGCUGAAUCCCUUCAUCUAUAGCCUAAGAAAUAGGGAUAUGAAGGGGGCUCUGGGAAAACUACUCAGAAGAAAAACACUCUAA
Messenger RNA from Neogale vison (American mink), 952 nucleotides. RefSeq names its product olfactory receptor 1361-like. The transcript has a single exon. Bases 20 to 952 code for a protein of 310 amino acids. Gene Ontology annotation, biological process: G protein-coupled receptor signaling pathway. Gene Ontology annotation, molecular function: olfactory receptor activity; G protein-coupled receptor activity. The record is from RefSeq and is a predicted model, not a curated record. NCBI's taxonomy places the organism in Eukaryota, Metazoa, Chordata, Mammalia, Carnivora, Mustelidae. Gene Ontology annotation, cellular component: membrane.